GCUUCGGACGGUGGAUUAGUUCAACAGUGGAUAGCAUCGAAGCGUGUAACGGAAAUAGUAGAGCUUUAUUUCUUUCGCAUCAAGCGGCUCUCAGCUGAAGGAAAUUGACAACUAUUGACUGUUUCAGUAGCAGUGGUGUAUGGUCAUCGGAAGGAUUGAGGACUGAGUCGCUGAUCGCUCAACCAGAAGUGGCGAAUUAAUUGAACAAGGACUAUAAAAUGCUAGAGGUUUUCCUGUGUAGCCGAGAAUUGUCGGAUAUUGUAGUAGCUGUCGUCCUCCCUCAAUGAAUAGUGGAUUAUUCAGUGAUAUCUAAUUUAUGUGAGGCAUUCUACGCGUCAUUUGUGGCUCGGAAGAGAAAAGUGACUCUGAUUAGGAGAAACAAGAGAAAGGUGCAAUAGACUGAGCGCAAGCAGUGUAGUGAAGUAUAUCUGAGGUGCACAAUAAAGUCUAAACACCUCGUUAAAAAAGGACCUAGAACUUUUUUAAAUUAUAAGUUGGUAGACGGAAACCGGCCUAAACAAAACCAGUGUUGGUGACUAUGAAAGAUUUGAAAGAUCUUUCCUCGCUUCAGUUAAAUACUCACAACGCAGUCAAAAGCAGUGGAAGCGGUAGUAGCAGCGCCAAACGCACCAAAUGGAACGUUCCCAUUACUGACUUCGCCCGGCUCACUCACAAUCCAAUCAGAGCCAUUGUCGAAGGUUUGAAGAUUGUGCCGAAUCCGGACAAGCAACUUAUUGCCCUCUCGAUUGGCGAUCCCACCACCUUCGGUAACCUCAAACCAGCGCCGGAGAUCAUCGACGCACUACGCAGCGUGGUAGAGGACGGUUCCCACAACGGUUACGGUCCCAGCACUGGAUUCCCGGAGGCUCGUCAAGCCGUCGCCAAUUACGUCUCGCAUCAGGGAAAUGUCACGGCCAACGAUGUCAUCCUGUGCAGUGGUGCCAGCUGUGCGCUGGACUUGUGUCUCUCCGUUCUAGCUGGACCGGGCCAAAACAUACUGAUCCCUAGGCCGGGUUUCUCUAUCUAUCGCACCCUGGCUGAGGGCUUCGGAGUCGAAUGCCGCUACUAUGACUUGAUGCCGGAUAGGAACUGGGAAGUGGACCUGGUGCAACUGGAAUCGCUGAUUGAUGCCAACACGGCCGCCUUGAUCGUGACAAACCCGAGUAACCCGUGCGGAAGCGUGUUUAGCAAGACCCAUCUGGAAGGCAUCUUGGACAUUGCCGAGAAACAUUAUUUGCCUAUCAUUGCCGACGAAAUUUACGAACAUUUCGUAUUCCCGGGCCAGGAGUUCUACGCUGUCAGUUCGUUAUCCAAGAAGGUACCGGUACUGUCAUGCGGUGGACUGACCAAACGUUUUCUGGUUCCCGGAUGGCGCAUGGGGUGGAUUGUGAUUCACGAUCGGGAUAACUUGUUCAAGGACGUUCGCAAGGGACUGGCUAAUCUGUCCGCGCGAAUCCUCGGGGCCAACACACUGGUCCAGGGUGCCUUACCGGAUAUCCUGAAGAACACUCCUCCAGCGUUCUACGAUGAUUUGGUUUCAACACUUUAUCGACAUGCCGAACUGGCAUACAAGUCGAUCAAACAAAUUCGCGGACUGCACCCCGUCAUGCCCGGUGGUGCCAUGUACAUGAUGAUUGGCAUAGACAUCAAACGGUUCCCCGAGUACGAGACAGAUCUAGAGUUCGUGCAGGCUCUUGUUGCCGAGCAAAGUGUGUUCUGCCUGCCGGGCCAGUGCUUCGAGUAUCCGAACUACAUCCGUAUCGUGCUCACCGUCCCGGAAGAGAUGAUCGUCGAAGCGUGUAAGCGCGUGGGAGAGUUCUGCCAGAAGCACUACAAGCUGGACGAUGCCAUUAUGGAACAACAACAGCAAGGUUUUCUUACCAAUCUGGAGGAAUAUUGACGGGCCGCAUAUUGAUCAUGAGUGCCAUAAUGUCUCGGAUGGUUUUUUACAACGAAUGAACAAAUUUUACCCAUAUUUCUAUAGUGCCUUUCAAGAUCAAUUUUAUUAACCUAUUACAAAUGAUUGUAAAACAUUUUAUUAACUCACAGCAUUUUAUAUUUUUUGUUCAAUAAAGGAUUUGCACCAUCUGGUGUUGUUUUUAUUCUUCA
Messenger RNA from Armigeres subalbatus, 2109 nucleotides. RefSeq names its product tyrosine aminotransferase (gene Tat). The coding region runs from base 539 to 1900 and encodes 453 amino acids. The record is from RefSeq and is a predicted model, not a curated record. The transcript has 3 exons. Lineage: Eukaryota; Metazoa; Arthropoda; Insecta; Diptera; Culicidae. Gene Ontology annotation, molecular function: L-tyrosine:2-oxoglutarate transaminase activity; pyridoxal phosphate binding. Gene Ontology annotation, biological process: biosynthetic process; L-tyrosine catabolic process; L-phenylalanine catabolic process.